AAUAAUUUACUGAUCUCUUGUAUAUAUAAUAUUUGUUAAAUGGACAUACAAAGAGUUGUCAAGAAGGAGAACCCAGAGGCCAACUUCAAAGACAUCUCAAAUGUUUCGGGAGCAAGAUGGAAGACUCUUACUGCAGAAGAGAAGAAGCCCUAUGAAGAGAAUUAUCAGGCCGAGAAGGAAGCCUAUCUGCAACUGAAGGCAAAGGAGAAGCGUGAAAGUGAAGCAAUGAAGCUUUUGGAGGAGGAUCAUAAGCAGAAGACAGCUAUGGAGCUGCUGGAACCAUAUCUACAGAAAGAAAAGGAUCCAUUGAAACCAAAGCAACCAAUGUCAGCAUUUUUCCUGUUCUCAAAUGAAAGGCGGGCAGCUCUUUUAGCAGAGAACAAGAAUAUUUUAGAGGUAACCAAGAUUGCUGGUGAAGAGUGGAAAGCCAUCACUGAGGAACAGAAAAGGCCUUAUGAAGAGAUGGCAAAGAAGAAUAAAGAAAAAUACAUGCAAGAAAUGGAGGCUUACAAACAGAAAAGGAGGAAGAAGCCAUGAACCUAAGAAAUGAAGAGGAGGAGCUCAUGAAACUCCAGAAAAAAGAAGCUCUGCAGCUGCUCAAGAAAAAAGAGAAGACUGA
Rubroshorea leprosula is the source of this 619-nucleotide messenger RNA. The record is from the annotation of a GenBank genome assembly. NCBI's taxonomy places the organism in Eukaryota, Viridiplantae, Streptophyta, Magnoliopsida, Malvales, Dipterocarpaceae.